Molecule: messenger RNA, 733 nt
Organism: Capsella rubella
Lineage: Eukaryota; Viridiplantae; Streptophyta; Magnoliopsida; Brassicales; Brassicaceae
Product: heavy metal-associated isoprenylated plant protein 31
Exons: 3
Coding region: 162-584 (140 amino acids)
Molecular function (GO): metal ion binding
Source: RefSeq, a predicted model, not a curated record
CUCUCUCUAUUCACAGUGCAUAUACAUAAUCCACCUAUAUAUAUAGGCAUACACAUUUAGGAGCCUUUGUGCACUGCUUCAUUCUCUAGAUCCUAAUUAAAAGCUCGGAGGGAUCGUUUCUUUUUAAAAAGAGGUUAAGCUUGGAUUGAGUUUUUAAGAUCAUGUCUAUGUCAGUGGAGAUAAGAGUUCCAAACUUGGAUUGUGAAGGAUGUGCUUCUAAGCUUAGGAAGACUCUGCUCAAGGUUAAAGGAGUGGAAGAAGUAGAAGUGGAGAUGGAAAACCAAAAAGUGACGGCUCGAGGAUACCGGUUAGAGGAGAAGAAGGUAUUGAAAGCGGUACGACGUGCCGGUAAAGCGGCUGAACCGUGGCCAUACCGGUUAGGUAACAGCCAUUUUGCCUCAUUCUACAAAUACCCUUCGUAUGUGACGAACCACUAUUACUCUGAUGCACACCGAACCGAUCCCACCGGUGGUGUCCACACUUUCUUCCACACUCCUGCUGUUUACUCCGUUGCGGUGGCCGGAGAUGAGAUCGCGGCUUCGAUGUUUAGUGAUGAUAAUCCCCAUGCUUGUACUAUUAUGUAAUCUUUUUUUUUUUCCAAGUAUACAAAAAUAUGUUUUCAGUGCAGCUUCCUAGCUUGUCAAAUUCGGUUUGAUGUAAUAUUUUUUUUCUUUUUUAUUUUGUAUAACUAAAAUGUUGGAAUGGGAAAGUAAAGUAUGUUGUUUUGACUUUU